This is a messenger RNA of Suillus clintonianus, 1413 nucleotides long. RefSeq lists its product as uncharacterized. The coding region runs from base 1 to 1413 and encodes 470 amino acids. The transcript is spliced from 7 exons. Lineage: Eukaryota; Fungi; Basidiomycota; Agaricomycetes; Boletales; Suillaceae. The record is from RefSeq and is a predicted model, not a curated record.
AUGCACGCCUACGGGCACGAGUGGGUGUGCCAGUUGGUAUACAAUCCGAGGAUGUGUGUUGGCCUCGGCUUGUCUGACGGAGAAGGUACAGAAAGACUGUGGUCGCGGUUUGUUCGGUUAAUCGGUGUCGAAAGGUCGUCUUUGCGCCAACGUCGGCUAUGGCUGCUUGAUUGUCAGGCAGCUGCAAUCGGACAGGAGAUGCGCAUCGACCUUGGUGAUUGGAUCAAGCGUCGUCUAAGGCGUGAACUGUGGUCGCAAUGGCUCCAUCAACAGAAAUCGCAACUGUCCAUCUGCGCUCAUGCACCUGCUCGACUUAAAAAAGAGUUGGACAUUGUCCUCUCUUUACAAACUGACCUCGACACCUCACACAAGGCACUCCAGGCCGCUAAAUCCAUUUUGGGCAAAGAGUCGGCAUCUGACGACACAAUACAAGCUCUUGAGAGUCUUACCAACGGACAUGACCGCUUGAUAACCAAGGUGGAAACACUCUACGCGUCGCUUAACAUUCACGACAGGUUUCCUGAGCUCCAGGGCAUCGAUCUAGAGUUUAUGAACAUACGCAAGCGGGCGAUUGCCAGUUUCUUCGAAUGGGACAAGCUCGAUUGGGCAGUAGGCGGCGCUCAACAAGCCUUAGGAACCAAGCUUCACCAGCAGACGAGGAAGGCCAUAGCCAAACGACAGCCUGCCCUUAUGACCGCCAUCAGAAAGUUCAAUUCAUAUUGCGAGCAGUUGGAAUCUCAUUACGACGUAUCUUCCGGCAUUCCGUUACCAUCACCUCUUCCAACGAAGCUUGCAGACUUGCGCGCUGAUCCCACACUAAUGGAGGAUGUGUGGAUAACCCCUUCAGUUGGUGAGGUACCACGGUGGUUGGAGGAUUCUGAGGUAAGGGAUGGCAUACGCGCGCUUCUCAAGCGUGAUCGCUGCCAAGAAGAAUGGCUGCGACUUCGCACUGAGGCAGAUAACUUGUGCCGUUUUUUCGGAGCAGAGUUGGCUGCACUCGAACUCGCUAUUCGAUCUUCGGGAACUGCCCUGCAACAGCACCAGAGCAACUUCCUUCAGACCCAAUCACGCUGGACAAACCCGCUAGCAUCUUCGGCACAGUUCGCCGUGCAAGUGAACAAAGCACAACAAACUGUUCUUGGCAUUUCUGGUGACUCUCGGCAUCCUAGCAUUGCCUCGAUCCAUACUACCACGUUGGAAUCUUCGGACUUAGAGGGUGAUGAUGAUCGAACAUUUACUGAUGAAGUACUGCAUGUCGACUCAGACCAAGCCGCCCUCGCAGACCUACUGGAGGGUGAUAUGGGACCCUUAGAUCAUGACGACGCCAACGACACCACAAAUUUUGGCCACAAUGUUGACGUGAAUUUUCUCCAGCCAGAUGGGUCUGAGGUAAAAGUCCCUUGCUUAAAUUAA